Messenger RNA from Pogonomyrmex barbatus (red harvester ant), 2413 nucleotides. Its product is annotated as protein 5NUC. Gene Ontology annotation, biological process: AMP catabolic process. The record is from RefSeq and is a predicted model, not a curated record. Lineage: Eukaryota; Metazoa; Arthropoda; Insecta; Hymenoptera; Formicidae. Gene Ontology annotation, molecular function: nucleotide binding; metal ion binding; 5'-nucleotidase activity. Gene Ontology annotation, cellular component: plasma membrane.
GAAGUCCGGUGGGGCCCCGCGCGACGACGUUCGAUAUUCAGUCGACGCCGGUCGCUCGACAAAAUCGGCUCGUGUCCCUCGUCGCUUAUUCAAAACUGUAGUGCGAUAAUGCAGAAGAGUGAUAAAUGUGUAUUUUUGUACAACUCCUGAAUAACGUUCGGUUGGAGUGGAGGUUACCGAUGCGCGUUAAACUUGAUUUACAUUGGAAAACGUAACAUAACGAUUGACAGCCAUGAGAAGAAUUGAAGUUAAAGUGUGACUGACCAUACAAAGCGAAAACGUGCCUCAUUAAAAAAAAGAUAAGAGCAAUAAAGGAGAGAUUACAGAAAGGCGCUAUCAAAUUAAACGGAAGCAGUAACGACAGACAGAAUGUCGGUCAUAAAUUUUUUGCAAUUGUUGCAUUAUCGUGCUUUUGAUAAUCGAAGCCUUCGCAAACCCCAUUUUACGCAAGGAUGAAGAAUUCACUAUUAGAAUCGUUCACACGAAUGACAUGCAUUCAAGAUUCGAAGAGACGUCACAAUUAUCAACGGCAUGUACGCCGGCCGACUCCAAAGCCGGAAAAUGUUACGGAGGUUUCGCCAGGAUCGCCACUUUGGUUCGCCAAGCGAAAUCGGAGUCGCCUUCGACGAUUUUUCUGAAUGCCGGUGACACUUACCAAGGAACCGUGUGGUACAACAAGUAUAAGUGGAGGGCGGUGACUUGGUUCAUGAACCUCUUAGCGCCAGACGCUAUAAGUUUGGGCAACCACGAGUUCGACGACGGUGUCAAUGGUUUAAUACCUUUUAUACAAAAUGCCUCGUAUCCCAUCGUAACGGCAAACUUGGAUCUCAGCGAGCAGCCAAAUUUGGCCGCGACGAAUUUGAAGAACAGCACGAUUCUCGAAGUAAGCGGCAAAAAGAUCGGCGUGAUCGGUUAUCUGACGCCGGAAACGAAAAUCUUGGCGAGUACCGAGAAAGUGAUCUUCAACGAUGAAGUGGAGUCUAUACGAAGGGAAGUUAAAAAAUUAAAGGAACAGGGCAUCGACAUUCUCAUCGCUGUGGGUCAUUCGGGUUUCGAGGUCGAUAAGAAGAUCGCCCGAGAAGUCGAGGAUAUCGACCUGGUUAUCGGAGGCCACACGAAUACCUUCCUCUAUCGCGGUAAACCGCCGGAUGUCGAAGUACCGGAAGGUUUUUAUCCGACAGAAGUGGUUCAGAAAAGCGGCAGGAAGGUCUAUGUUGUACAGGCAUACGCGUAUACCAAAUAUCUGGGUAAUUUCUCUGCGAGUUUCGACGUUAGAGGCGAAAUAACGCAUAUCGAGGGCAAUCCAAUUCUCGUGGAUGCCAACGUGGAGCAGGCGGAAGACGUUUUGAGAGUGAUAAGAGAAAAAAGAGGACCCAUCGACGAUUUGCAAAAAGAAGUGGUCGGGAUGACGCGCGUGCUCUUGGAUGGCGACGCCAAGAAUUGUAGACGGAAAGAAUGUAACAUGGGCAAUUUAAUCUGCGACGCUAUAAUUGAUUACUACGCCACGGAAUAUUUUGACGUCAAUGGAUGGACAGGCGCCGCCAUCGCGGUACAGAACAGCGGUAGCAUCAGGUCAUCUAUCACUAGAGCGAGAAACGAUCAGGUUACUCGAGGAGAUAUCCUAGGUGUCUUGCCCUUCGGAAACGUCGUCGUGAAAGUCUCCAUGACAGGAGAACGGCUUCUUACAAUGCUAGAAUGGAGCGUUCACAGUAUCGAUAACUUAACUUCCACCGGGAACUUAUUUGGCGCUUAUCUACAAUAUUCAGGACUGCAGGUGGUCUAUGAUGUAAGUCAACCACCGAACUCGAGAGUAGUUUCAGUUUACGUCCGAUGCACAGCUUGCAGAGUUCCAACGUACAGUAAACUUCAGAAGAACAUGACGUACAAUGUCCUCAUAAAUGAUUUCAUCGCAGGAGGCGGAGACGGUUUCCACAUGUUAGAAGGUCUCGAAACAACCUCCCUCGGUAUCACUACCGCGGAAGUAUUGGAACAGUAUUUCAGAAAACACAGUCCAAUACAUCCAGGCGUGGAGUGGCGAAUUUUGUAUAAAGAUAUAAAAAUUGAAAGCUAUAAUCUUGGGACAACACAUCAAUCGGUUGGAAUGACUAUUAUUUUAUCAAUGAUUACUUGGUUAUCGUUGACAUAAUAAAAACGCUAUCAAUUUCAAUUAUAAAUGAUAAGCGGAGCACGUAUAUCGAAUUCCUUAAUUCCGGUUGUACUUUUACAAUUUACAAUUUUACUACCUCAAUAUUAUUUGCGAUUUACAUUGUUUCUACAUUGUUUUUGCAUAAGUUAAAAUAUAUAUCGAAGAGUGAUACAUGGGAAAAAUGGAGAAUACAAACACACAGUAUUGUCCACUGUAAUUUUAUUCUUUUAAAAAUAUUACACUUGUUAAAAAUAUUGCAGUUAAUAA